GUGCGAAUCCAAUUCCCAUUGCUGCAUUGGUAUAGUUUAGUAUUUAAAAAGUAAAUUUCACUAAUUUUAAACUAAUGUUAAACCAAGUGUAAGGAAUUCUUGGAAAUUCCCAUCGUUUUUAAUCUUUGGUUACUAGGAAUUUAAUUUGGUUUUCGCUUGACACAUGAUUCUUUUAUUAGUAGGAUUAGCUUUUUUGUUAUUUAAAUGUUUUUUAUUUAGCUACGACUUUACUUUUUUAGACGACAAUGGUUGCCGUCCUUGCAUUGUUACAAAUGCAGAUGGUCGCGUUCCUUAGUUCAAGUUCAUUUAGUAGACGGUUUAUGAGCUAACGAAUGUUUUGUAAAAGCAAAAGUCAAUUGAAAAGUGCCUCGAGAACAAAUGUGGGAGGGCAAGCAAAAGUCAUUGCGUGCCGACAAUCGAUUAGUGAAUGCGUUUUUUCAAGAGCGCGCGUAAUGAUCUCACAAUGGCAACAGUUACGCUGAUUAGAAUGGCUUUCCAUCACGACUAAUGAGCAAUAGGCUGAAUGGUGUGUCAGUAGAACAAGGCAAACACUUCGAGGACAGCAGCUUAAUAAUUGAAAUGUCUCAUAUAUAAGCACCUGCUACCUAUUUUUAGCUCUUUCUUAGCCGUGGGCAACACUAGUCCCAGACUCCGACCUUGAUCCAGAUGAAAACCCGCCCGUCGUUUCACUUCUCUUGGAAUCCAGCAUUUUCUAAUCUUAUAACCAUUUUCCUAUCCUAAAUUUUUUUUAUGUGAUGACCGGUCACCAUUUGUAGGACGUGAAAUGACUCGCAGAAGUUCUCCAUAUGCAGGACAGACUGGUUUCUUGGAAAUUCAACAAUUUUUGUUUUAUGCUAUAGGCAGUUAACGGCAAGACUUGGCCCAUUCAACAACACAAAAUCGUGCGCUUAUAAAAUUUUGUCGGGUUUCUUUCAACUAAAUUUAGUUUAAAUUUACCCUAAUUCUAUUCCGAGAUUUUUAUAGUUCGGUAAUAUUAUAAAGGAACAAAAAUGGUUGAGACAAACAACAACAAUAGCCAGCGUCCACGCGUAACUUUUCAAGUAAAACCAGACAAGAAGAAGGGAUUGGCUUUGCUGAUUUAUGACUUGAAGCAGCCCAAACUGAUUCCAGUCAAGCUUUUAACUUUCAUCAUAUUAUCUGGCGUCGGAGUGCUAUUGCCGUUCACCACCAUCCAUAUGAAAUCGUUGGGACUGAGCUUCCAAGAGGUCGGCGCCAUCUACGGCGUUUCAUCAAUUGCAGCGAUUUUAUCUCCUUUUCUCAUUGGUUUGAUCGCCGAUAAACUUGGAAAUUUCAAGAUUUUGAUGAGCGCAGUACACGGCCUUCUUGCUAUUAUAGCGCUUCUCUUUCUGACAGUUCCAGCUGGAAAAACGUGGCAUUUUUACCCUGAAAACAUCACAUUUGCACUCGGUUGUUCGGACAGCAAGUCCGACUAUUUAAAUUCAGCGACUCUCACCUUGACGGAUCUCGACUCGAAUCCUUGCCACGUCCAAUCGAAUUGGAUCCGUGAAAAUUUAAACAACAUUUCUUUGGCACUAGAAGAGUGCGGUUACGUGUGCUACGACCAGCCGUCUGACGUGAUCAAGUCGGAGGCCAUUGAACUCAUUCAAGAAGUAGACCCGUCGAUCCCAAUUGUCGCCCUAAAAAAAGUUGUCCUGCCAAAAGUAGAAUUUCGCGAGGCUGUUUUCUUUCCAAACUACUGGAGCCUUGACACGACUUGCACUCCAACACGAUUUGGAGAAGAUGUUUGCGUUUUGAAUCGAAAAAAUGACAGUCAGACAACACAGGUGAACACGACCAUCGGAUUGGAUUUCUUCAGCGAAUCCGUGAACACCAAAGGAUUAUUCCCAGUGAAGUGGAUGGUAUUGGAAGAUGCCACUGGAAGUGAUCAAAAACAGAAGAAUUUCCAGUGUGGGACUUAUGGUGCAGAUGAAAAACUUCAUCAAACCGUGUACUUUAAAGAUUCGAACCAAGCGGAUAACGAUCGAGCCGUCUACCAGUUCUGCCGGCCUCAGUGUAUCGUCCGGAUUAACCGCUUUGACUUGUGCCACAACAUGGUACGAGAGGAAGUCCUUAAUCCACAGCUCACCUUCUGGCUCUACAUGUGUCUUCGAUUAUUCUUUGACAUUCUCCUCGGCGGAUUAGACUUGUUUGUCGGAGCUUCUGUGGCUUUAGUCGGCGAAUUAGGCGGGGAUUACGGUUUCCAAAGAAUGUUCGGAUACAUUGGAAUCGCUGUUUUUUCGCCCAUAUCUGGGGUUUUGAUUGACCAAUUUAGUGAAGAUGAAAGUGUGCUCGGAAAUACCAGGCCGGCCUUCUAUUUGUUCGCUAGCCUUUUUGGAAUUGCUGCUGUUGGAAUGCUUACAAUCAACCUUGAUUUCAAACGUCCAGCAGAAAAUCUGCUGAGUGAUGUUUCAACAUUACUUAAAAACAUUGAACUGGAUGUAUUGCUUGUCGUCGCAUUUGUUUCCGGAAUCUGCAACGGACACGGGUUUUACUAUUUGUUUUUGUUCCUCGAAGAGAUUGGGGGCACUAGUUCUUUAAUGGGACUGUCUAGCACGUUCCAGUGUCUCACUGUGAUACCGUUGCUUCUAUUCUCUGACCGCAUCUUCCGUAAAUUGAGUCAUCCCAAUGUUCAAGUUCUCUGUUUUGCAGUUAACGUCAUCCGACUAAUCGGAUACUCGUAUUUGCACAAUCCGCAUUUGUGUCUCCUAUUCGAGUCGAUGGAUGCCAUUUCCUGGAAUUUUGCUCGCACUUCGCAUGUAGCCUAUGCCAACCAGUUAGGGACGACGUCUACUGUAGCUUCUAUCCAAGGAUUAUUGGGAGGACUCACCUUUGGAUUAGGAUUUGGUGUUGGGAGCUCUGGCGGAAGUUUACUAAUCGGUGCCUAUGGCCAACGAGUGACUUUUCGCAUUCUGGGCGGCAUCUCCUUCGUUACAGGACUAUUUUACUUUCUUUUCAACAUCUUUUAUUUACAUCCCAAAAAUACUGCGAGGAUUGACAGUGCAGUGAAUCAAAACGAGAUUAUUUCCGAACCAUCGUCAACACUCUCCCGUGAUAGUGGUUCUUGUUAGAAUAUGUACUUGGGUCAUCAUUUGGAUGAUUCAAAUCCAACCCAAUAAUCUACCACCAUUGAAUUUAUUUAUUAGUCCCGAGAAUCCGACUUGCCUCGCCAUGUAUGAAUUCUUACCGUCUUAUACAUAUGCAAGUUUAAUGUC
Molecule: messenger RNA, 3233 nt
Organism: Daphnia pulex (common water flea)
Lineage: Eukaryota; Metazoa; Arthropoda; Branchiopoda; Diplostraca; Daphniidae
Exons: 7
Coding region: 1011-3089 (692 amino acids)
Cellular component (GO): membrane
Source: RefSeq, a predicted model, not a curated record